Molecule: messenger RNA, 960 nt
Organism: Racocetra persica
Lineage: Eukaryota; Fungi; Glomeromycota; Glomeromycetes; Diversisporales; Gigasporaceae
Source: the annotation of a GenBank genome assembly
GAUGAUACGAUUCUUGAAAAUGGGGCAACAAUCCAGGAGUUAAUGCUUCCAAUAUAUGAAAACGCCAAUGCAUCUGAUGUCAUUAAAAUAGGUGUCCUUUGUACUAACGAUCGAUUAUAUGAAAACUAUCCAUAUAAUCUGAUCUUAAAAAAAUACCAACAAAACUUGGAUGAUUUAGUACCAUCGUCUGAAAUUAGUGAAAGAAUAUCCAAAAGGAUCAACGAAAUAAGCGACAUAUCGGAUAUAAAGGAAGCCGAACGUGUUAUUAAAUCAUGGCAUAACAACGAUGAAUUAUUUUCCAAUGACUUUGAUGCUUCAAUAUUAAAUUUCAUAAGAAAUUUAUUUGAAAAAACAUGGCGGUUUUUUGGUUUAGAGUCCCGUUAUUGGGAUUUUAACCAUACAGAAGGACAUAUAAGUAGCGCGUUAAUGUUUGAAACGGAAUUAUUCGCCAAUAAAGAACGGAGAAAUCGGUUUAAGACGCUUUCAGAUAACUUGUUACGUGCACUAAUACCUGAUAUAACGGUUACUAACUUAGAAUUUGACGUGGAGUUUUUGAUCGUUAAACAUGGAAAAUUAUUGUCAUUAAAUGACAAAAAAAAGGAAUUAGGUGACACCGCUAAAUCGUGUACUAUGCUACAUGAUAUGAUUCGUCGCAUACACAAUAAUCUAACAUUUUGUGGCUCACAAUCUGUUAAAGAUUUCGAGAAUUUUAAGGUCAUUGCCGUGGUUACAUCAGCGCUAGAGAUCAAAGUCUUUACUCUUAAUCUCGCAGGUAAAGAACUUUAUAUUUUUCAACAAAUCGCUGGUUGUACCUUACCUCCAAGGGUUCAAAUGUACAAUAGUCAACUUUUGCGUGAUAAUAUUAUCACACUUAUUAAAAUUCGUAUCCUUCCUGAUAAGAACUUUAAUAUUUACAAUAAGUUGUACAAACAGCAGUCAUCAAAUAAAGCUGACUUUUGA